AUGGACAAGAAGAGGCACCUAAAAGGCUUCAUUUGCAUUGCAGCAGCAGUGAUUUUCAUCUUUUUCUAUCUCAAUUCCAAGAAAGUGGUUAGGAACAUUCCUUAUCAACCAGCAUCAGCAGAGCCACGUUGGGAGGAUCCAGGACCAUAUCAUGUGGCCUACCCACGAAACUACAAAUUCAUCAUGGAUGACACGCCUACAUGUAGGGCCACAACUCCUUUCCUUAUUCUGAUGGUUCCUGUUGCACCCGGUAAUAUGGGAACUCGGAAUGUCAUCCGACAGACGUGGGGAAAUGAGAAGCUGGUUCUGGGUCAGCGGGUAGAGACUGUCUUCAUAGUGGGCCUCCCUGGUGGAAGUGAUGCUAAACAUCAGCAAGAGAAGCUUCAGCAGGAGAAUCAGCAAUACCAUGACCUGAUUCAGAGCAACUUUCAGGACAGCUACUAUAAUCUGACUAUCAAGACUAUGGUCAUGCUGGAGUGGCUGGCUGCACACUGUACUAAGGCUUCCUUUGUCAUGAAGAUCGACUCCGAUGUUAUACUCAAUGUCCCGAAUCUGGUGAAACUGUUGCUGGAUCCUAGCACAGCUAAACAAAACUAUAUGACUGGGCUGGUUUGGUGGCAUAGUCCUGUUUUAAGGAACCAAUUUAUGAAGUUCUACAUGCCUCAAUCUGUGAUUGCUGAAUCAGAGUACCCCCCGUAUCCGCUCGGCUUUGCCUACGUCAUGUCACUAGACCUUCCUGGGAAGAUCUUGGGAGUGUCACCUCAGAUCAAACCGAUCUACAUUGAAGAUGCUUACCUCGGCAUGUGUCUGAAACGCCUGGGCGUAUCUCCUACUGACCCUCCUGAAGAAACAAUGUUUCUUGUCAAGCCCAGCCAUUCUCUGAGCAGCUGCAGUCUUUCAAAGGUGAUCGCUUCGACAACAACAAGCAUCUUGCAGAUGAAUGGCUACUGGGAGAGGAUCAAACGGGGAGUUCAGUGCUGA
Molecule: messenger RNA, 981 nt
Organism: Pelmatolapia mariae (spotted tilapia)
Lineage: Eukaryota; Metazoa; Chordata; Actinopteri; Cichliformes; Cichlidae
Product: beta-1,3-galactosyltransferase 2-like
Exons: 1
Coding region: 1-981 (326 amino acids)
Cellular component (GO): Golgi membrane
Molecular function (GO): N-acetyl-beta-D-glucosaminide beta-(1,3)-galactosyltransferase activity
Source: RefSeq, a predicted model, not a curated record